UCAAUGAUUCGGUAGAUUUUGUUAUCGCUGAGCCUUGAAAGCAUUUUUAAAAAUAUCUUAUUGCAUGUUACGAAACCAUUUUAUGAAUUUAUGAGCCAUAUCUGUAAUGCCUGUUCUCAGUGAUGAUGAAACAGAAACCCUCCAGUUAUAUCUCAACUUGUCUGAUCAAAGGAAGGAUUGUAUUUAGUUUAAUCACGUGAAUUUAUAAACGCAGAGAUUUAACAGUCUCCAGUUCGAUCCAGGAUGAAUUCCAAACAAGCUGGUCAUGUUUGUUCUAUUCAGAGCCAUGUAGUAUCUGGAUAUGUUGGGAAUAAGUGUGCUACCUUCCCACUUCAGCUACUUGGCUUUGAAGUAGAUGCAGUUAAUUCGGUGCAGCUAUCAAAUCACACAGGGUACAAAGUAAUUAAGGGUCAAGUUUUGACCGACGAAGACUUAGGUAUGGAUCAACUAGUGGAAGGCUUAGUAGCUAAUGAAUUAGAUAAUUAUACACAUUUACUUACUGGCUAUGUCGGUUCUGCCUCGUUCUUAAGAAGGGUAGGGCAAUUUGCAAAAAUGCUAAAGCAAAAAAAUCCUAAUUUAAUAUAUGUUUGUGAUCCAGUCAUGGGUGACAACGGUAAACUGUACGUUCCGGAAGAACUGAAGGAUAUCUACAGAGAUGAUAUCGUUCCUCUUGCAGAUAUUGUGACCCCAAAUGAUUUUGAAUUGAAGCUUCUGACAGGCAAGGAGUGUCGAACUAUGGCCGAUCUGCAGAGUGCUAUUAAAAAACUUCAUGAAAAAGGUCCAAAAACCGUAGUGGUUUCAUCGGCAAAUAUUGAUAACAAAUUAGUAGCAGUAGCCAGUACUAUUGGGAAAGAAAAAAUGUUAAAGAUCGAGAUACCAAAGAUACAGGCAACAUACACUGGAUCUGGAGAUCUAUUUGCAGCACUUUUCUUAGCUCACUACUAUUUACAAGAUGAUAUCAAGAGUGCUUUUGAAAAGACUGUUAAUACCCUGCACGAUGUAUUAUUAAAUACUUUAGAACAUUCCAAAGUUUUAAAUAAUAACACACACCGAGCCAGAAACAUCGAGCUACGUCUGAUUCAAAGCAAACAUUUUAUCGAGAACCCAAAGAUCCGUUUCUUUGCCGAAGACUUAUAAUGUUCAAGAUAUAACAAGAAAACAAAAUGUAAGACCAUUUUCGAGCACAUGGAAUAUAAUGUUGCGACCAGUAAAUGUGACAUCUUGCGAAAAAGGGCUUACACAGUUUUAACGAACGACAAUAAUGCAUAUAUUGUAUCUAGUAGUAAGUAUGUAACGGAGAUCAUAGAUACCUGAUAGUUUGACAUAUUAUGUUAUAUAAUUUAACGUACAGAAAUCGGGAAUCCUGGAGAAAUUCGAUCAUCGUUUCGCUUUUCUCGAGUUAAGUGACGUCUUUGUAAAAAUGCUUUUGUAAGCUGACCACUUAUUCGAUGUCUUCCAAUAAUCACGCCGAGGUUUUUCUCGUUAUUAAGUAAUAAGUACGGAAAUGUUUUUCCGGUACAUUAUACUGUACUAUAGAUACCGCUGGGCGGUCAACCGUGCAUCACAGAAGAAAAUAUUCAUUAUGGUUCUUAGGAAUCUGCUUUAUUAAUGUUAACGUUUGUGUACGAAGUAUGUGCAAAGGUAGGGGUAAUCAAAAAUAAAUUAUUUACUGUUGCA
Orussus abietinus is the source of this 1677-nucleotide messenger RNA. It is a transcript of the gene Pdxk, whose product is annotated as pyridoxal kinase. The record is from RefSeq and is a predicted model, not a curated record. Gene Ontology annotation, molecular function: pyridoxal kinase activity. NCBI's taxonomy places the organism in Eukaryota, Metazoa, Arthropoda, Insecta, Hymenoptera, Orussidae. Gene Ontology annotation, biological process: pyridoxal 5'-phosphate salvage. The coding region runs from base 244 to 1137 and encodes 297 amino acids. The transcript is spliced from 7 exons. Gene Ontology annotation, cellular component: cytosol.